Molecule: messenger RNA, 1377 nt
Organism: Planococcus citri (citrus mealybug)
Lineage: Eukaryota; Metazoa; Arthropoda; Insecta; Hemiptera; Pseudococcidae
Exons: 5
Coding region: 132-1265 (377 amino acids)
Biological process (GO): cytoplasmic microtubule organization
Cellular component (GO): spindle pole; cytosol
Molecular function (GO): protein binding
Source: RefSeq, a predicted model, not a curated record
CAGCUAAUCCCUGUUAUCGUUUGUUUUUGUAAUUUUUCAUCACGUUUGUCGUUUUCUCGAAUUUCUGCCUAAUUUUCGCUGAUUUUCGCGAAUUAUUUCUUAUUUUAAUUUAAAAAUAGUAUUUAGUGAACAUGGACGAUGAAGAUAAAUGGUUUUUCGAUUCGAUUAAAAGAUACAACCAGUUGCAAAUGUUCGAUUUCGAUAAAUCAGCUCAGUAUUUGGAUUUAAGCUCAGAAAACAACUUAUGCGUUGCUUUAGAACCGGAUCAUAAUAAUAAAUGCGAAAUUCUAGUAUGUGCUUUGCCAAGCACGUUGCAGUUGAAAGAAGGAAACAAUGAUUUAAAAUUCGACCGGAAUUUAUCUUUCACUCACGGAUAUUUUACCAACUCGCCGGUCGUACAGAUGAAAUGUAUUCCUUCGAAAGAGUAUCUCGUGAUAUCUGAAACUAACGAUGUUGGAUUGUAUAAUUUUAGCUGCGAAGAUUCAGAUUUCAUUCAACGAAUAUCUACGUUACCUUGCGCUCUUCAUCGAGCCGACGUAGCAGUUAAUCCUGAAAACAAUUACAUCGGGUUAUGCGAAUCGACGAAGGAUCAUCGAUUAGUGAUAGAUUAUUCGAAUUUGACUACUGUUUUCAAUCUAGUCGACGUUAGUGAACCUGAAGCUAACCUUAGACCUAAUUUCCUAUCACCGGAUGUGAUCAGUUUCGCUAACAGUUCAUCCGGAUCAGUCUCACUGUACGAUAUACGAACUCGAACACUCUCUGGAUCCAUUAGUAUCCCUGAUAUAAUCGAAAUCACCAAAUCAUCGGUUAGUCGUUGGGUUUUCAAAAGCACAUACGGACUUAAAAGCGAUCACCCAGGGUUCAAUAAUAAUCUAUUAUACUUAUUAUCGACAAAUGGUAACUACAUAGUCUACGAUUGGCGUAAUUUGAAAGAAACAGCGCAUUAUUCUAAGCACCAGUUCGAUUGCGAGAGUAAAAUAUCUCGUAAAUGGGAUAUCAAAAUGGCUAUAUCGCCUUCGAACGUGAAUCGAUUCACCGUGUGCGGUUUCGAUGAGAAUGUAUACGUUUGCGAACUCGUAGACGAUAAAAUCGAGGUGAUGUUUACUCACGAUGGGCAUCCGUACAGUAAAGAUGAAUUCGAGCAGAAUGUUACAUCCGUAUGUGCUCAAUGGCUUCCGUUCGUGUCACCGACCACUUUAACAUCUUGUGCUGAUAACACGUCGUUACACUGUUGGCAGUUUUUAACGAAAAAUAAACCCGAAUAGAUUGUAAUAAUAAUUUAAUAAUUAAUAAUCGAGAAACAAGAACGAUAUUUACAACAUUGUACAUACAUAUAAAUCACGUCUUAAGUUAUAUAUUUCACAAGUAUUCUUAAAA